Bolinopsis microptera is the source of this 849-nucleotide messenger RNA. RefSeq lists its product as uncharacterized. The record is from RefSeq and is a predicted model, not a curated record. The transcript is spliced from 5 exons. The coding region runs from base 5 to 736 and encodes 243 amino acids. Lineage: Eukaryota; Metazoa; Ctenophora; Tentaculata; Lobata; Bolinopsidae.
AGAUAUGUCUCAUAACCAUGAGGAAUGUGCUGAUACCCAUACUCCCCGCCAUUGUGUCGAAACUCGCCCUCCUACAGCUUUUAUCAUAGAAGAAUCCACAUCAGUUCAAAAGCGGCGCCGAUUGACUUUUCCGUUAAGUGGAAUUGGAAAAAACUACGUAUCUGAGUUGGAUGUUGAAGAUGCAAUUCGUUCCAUUAAUCCCACUAUUAAAAUUGGAGUUAAAAUCACUAGCUCCAUGGUAGUUGAGCAACUUGGUAUUCUCGUCGACAUAGACCGAAAAAAGUCCUUAAACAAAAAACUGAAUAACUACCUAAGUAAAAGAAAAAGAUUGAAGAAACAUAUUACUGCCAACGAAAAUGUUACGGUCUUGACAGAAACAGAUGGAGUGCGAAACAUUCAAAACGUUCAACAGAAAGAAGACGAAAAUGAGAUGGAACAAAGCUUCAGUACUUCCUCAAUUGAAAAUGUUUCGGUAACAUGCGCCAUAAUUGGCCCAACACGAAUACCUUGGGACCGGUUGUCUCCUAGCGGGAAAACAAAGCGAAAACAGAAAAUCGGACGUAAAAUAGCUGAUGCUAUAAAGGAGAUUUCUGAGAUUUCUGAGGGGGUGCUGAAAACGGGAGAUGUCGUGAAGGAGGUGAUAGCACAGUUAUUACCUGAUUUGGAACUUGUGCCGAAGAAGUCAAGGGAUUUGAAACCCGAAGCUACCCUUGUACACACACAGAAUCAGGACUAAUGAGCCACAGAGAUAUUCAUAAUUUGAUAUAUGUCACAACUUUAUGGAUAUAUUUAAGGAUUUACAUUUUACAUUAAUUGUUAUGUUCAUUUCAUUAAGUUAACAAUUUAAAC